UUUGUUAACAUAAUGAAUACCGUACUUUCUUUAGAACAAUUUUCUUCUAUAAUUCGCUAUCAAGAAUCAUUCUGUUAUAUGAACGACAAAGUUCACUUCUCAGAUAAUAUCAAUUUAAAAAAUAGUUCAAGUUUAGAUAAUUAUCCUAAAGUAAUUUCGAAUGAUGGACUUACAUGUAAUCAAAAUUCAGAAGAAACUCAAAUACUUUUCCAAGAAAGGGAUGAUAUUCUGCUAAGAAGACUUAUUCGCAUUUACUUUGACCAAGGUUUUAUUGAAUGUAUUAACACAGCUGCAAAUCUUUAUGAAACAAAUGAAGAAUCAAGAGUUAUUACAUUACCUGCAUUUUAUUUGAAAAAGUCACUUGAUUGGAUUCAAGACUUUCGAUACAAGUUGCAGCCUCAACUGAAAGAAUUACGUUCUAGCUUUAUGUUAUAUUAUGGAACUAGAAACUGGGAGCAUAGUUUAAUAAGAGCUAUAACUUGGCAGCCACUUUGCUUAAAAUUAGCUAUUGCAACAUUAGAUGAUACUGUCAAUGUAUUUCACUGUGGACAAAAAACGCCUGCUACAAUUUUAAGAGGAAAAAAGCAAAAAGACAUAUCAUGUCUUUCUUGGAGGCCUUAUGCUGCUUUUGAACUGGCUGUUGGAACAUCAAUUGGUGUAAUAUUAUGGAAAAUAGAUCAAAAUUCGAUACAAAUUCGGCCAUCUAUGGCUAAUGCAAUUAUAUUAAAACAAAUGAAUGUUGCAAGCAUAACCUGGAAUUCUUGGGGAACACUUUUAAUUACAGCAAGCUCAUUCUAUGGAAAUAUUCUGGUAUGGAAUUGUGAACAAAAUAAAAAUGAAAAAGUUUGGUGCAGCCGAAUUGGUGUUAAUUUAGUAACAUGGGCUAUGUCAACUCACUAUAUCUGUUCAUCUGAUAUUCAAGGAACAUACAGAGUUUGGGAUACAUAUAAGUGGUCAUCAACCAGAUGGAAGUUACAUAAAGGCAUAAUCCAAACUGCUUGCUGGACACCAUGUGGAACUCAUUUGAUUUUUGCGACUUCUGAGGAUCCCAAUGUGUUCACAAUUAAUAUGAAUGUGGCACUCGCGCCAAACAAGGACUCAACUCCAUUGAUGGGUCCUACACGUUUAGUUGAAACAACUAAAAUUACUUUGCCAAAUGGUGAGCCUUGUGGAGGUUUGAUACAAAAUUUACAGUUAUCAACAAAUGGUUCAUACUUAGCGAUAUUAUUUAAAAAUUCAAAUUACAUAGCUGUUUGCAAAAUUGAUGUUGGCUGUGCUGUUUUACAGAUUUUUCCAUGUUUCUUGUUUUGUGGUCUUGCUGGUGAACAACCUGCAUGUAUAGAUUUUCAAAAAUAUUGUAAACACGAUUCUUUAUUGACUGUGGGAUGGACAAAUGGCCGGAUUCAACAUGUUCCCAUUAUUACAAUGUGAAAUGAUUUAUAUGAAA
Messenger RNA from Ctenocephalides felis (cat flea), 1447 nucleotides. Its product is annotated as aladin-like. Bases 13 to 1431 code for a protein of 472 amino acids. The transcript has 6 exons. Gene Ontology annotation, biological process: nucleocytoplasmic transport. Gene Ontology annotation, molecular function: protein binding. Lineage: Eukaryota; Metazoa; Arthropoda; Insecta; Siphonaptera; Pulicidae. The record is from RefSeq and is a predicted model, not a curated record. Gene Ontology annotation, cellular component: nuclear pore.